This is a messenger RNA of Fusarium vanettenii 77-13-4, 1992 nucleotides long. Its product is annotated as polysaccharide lyase family 4. The transcript is spliced from 5 exons. Gene Ontology annotation, molecular function: carbohydrate binding; catalytic activity. Lineage: Eukaryota; Fungi; Ascomycota; Sordariomycetes; Hypocreales; Nectriaceae. The record is from RefSeq and is a predicted model, not a curated record. Bases 1 to 1992 code for a protein of 663 amino acids. Gene Ontology annotation, biological process: carbohydrate metabolic process.
AUGAAGUUCCGCAGCGUAUCCCUCGCCGCCUUGCUGCUUCAGGCACCUCAAUGGGUUGCCGCAGCUCUCAAGGCAACCGAAUCCGACACUGAGCUGGUCAUCUCCAACGACCGCCUCUAUGCCGCUGUUCAGAAGCCUGGUGGCUCCAUCGUGAAGCUCACCCUCGAUGGAACGAACCUCCUGGGCACGAGAUCGGGCUCUACCGGUCAGGGUCCUUACCUCGACUGCUACUGCACACCCAAGGGAUUCUGGACCCCCGGCACCAUGACGCCCAAGUACAAGCUCUUCAAGGGCAAGGAUUCGAGCGGCAAGGACUACGGCGGCAUCAUGAUGGCCGACACGUUCACCGAGACGGGCCAGGUUCUGGAGCAGUACUGGUUCCUCCGAGACGGCGAGACGGGCCUGCACACCUUUAGCAGGGUGGCCUACCACAACGAGGAGCAGCCGUUCCUGCGCAACCUCCAAGAGCUGCGCACCAUGUUCCGGCCCAACAGCGAGAUGUGGACGCACCUCCUGACCAACGAGAAGCAUUACGCGCCUCUCCCAGGAAAAGAGGCCCAGUCGAAGCAGGUCGUGGUGCAGGAUGCGACGUGGUAUAUGGGCAACACGCCUGAUGAUGCCUAUGUCAAGCAGGAGGCGGACUACUUUACAAAGUACACGUUCCAGGACAACUGGCGUGAUAUCGACGCCUAUGGACUGUUCGCCGAUGGCUCCAAGACCGAGGAUGGUGAUGCUUAUGGUGCUUGGCUUGUUAUGAACACCAAGGACACCUACUUUGGAGGACCUCUGCACUCGGAUCUGACUGUGGAUGGUAUUCUCUACAACUACAUCAGCUCCAACCACCACGGAGACCAGACUCCCAACAUUACCCAUGGCUUCGACCGCACAUUCGGGCCUCAAUACUACCAUUUCAACCGCUUCCCUGCCGACACGGAUAUCCUGACUGCUCAGGCCGAUGCCGCUCAGUAUGCGGACCCUGAGUGGAACGCCGACUUUUACGACUCGAUCGCCAAGCAUGUCCCCAACUACGUCCCAUCCAAGAACCGCGGCACCUUUGAGGUCAGGGUCGAUCUGCCCAAGGGAGCCAAGAACCCCAUCGCCGUUCUCGCCCAGAGCGGUGUCGACUUCCAAGACAAUGUGUUUGAUGUCAACGCCUACCAGUACUGGGCGAAUCUUGAUGGUAGCGGCAGAGCCACCAUUCCCAUGGUCAAGGCUGGCAUGUACCGUCUGACCGUCUACGCUGAUGGCAUCUUUGGACAGUUCACCAAGGACAAGAUCAAGAUCAAGGCUGGCAAGACUGAAAAGACAAAGGUCACCUGGAAGGAAGAAACUUCGGGCAAGGAGCUCUGGCGCAUUGGAACCCCCGACAAGACCUCGGGUGAGUACCGCCAUGGCUUUGAGCCGCUUACGUCCAAGCCGCUGCAGCCGGAGCAAUACCGCAUCUAUUGGGCACAAUACGACUUCCCCAAGGACUACCCCGAUGGUGUUCACUUCAAGGUUGGCGAGAGCGAUGUCGGCAAGGACCUCAACUAUGUGCACUGGAGCGUGUUUGGUGGACGGGCAAACUACGUUCGCCCCGAGGCUUAUGUCGGUAACGGCGAUGUCAACAACUGGACCAUCGCUUUUGAUCUCAAGGAAUCUCAGGUCAAGCGCAAGAAGCAGGCGACCUUUACAGUUCAGCUCGCUGGAGCCAAGACUGCCGCCGGAAAUACGGAUGUGUACAACGCCUCGGAGCCUCACUCGAACCUCAAGUACACGGUCAACAUCAACGGCAAGGAUCUUGAGCCGUGGGUUAUUCCCUCGUGUGCCGUGCGCUCUUCUGUGAGUUGCUACAACAUUGCGCACAAGUUUGUCUUUGACGCUGGUCUCUUGAGCAAGGGCGAGAACGAGAUUGUGCUGAGUCUGCCUUACAACGCUACCGACUAUGAGUCUGCUGUGCUGCCGGCUUCUGUUUAUGUGCAGUACGACGCUUUGAGGCUUGAGAUUGACUAA